Messenger RNA from Nothobranchius furzeri (turquoise killifish), 1499 nucleotides. It is a transcript of the gene myd88, whose product is annotated as MYD88 innate immune signal transduction adaptor. Gene Ontology annotation, cellular component: plasma membrane. Lineage: Eukaryota; Metazoa; Chordata; Actinopteri; Cyprinodontiformes; Nothobranchiidae. Gene Ontology annotation, biological process: innate immune response; Toll signaling pathway; positive regulation of canonical NF-kappaB signal transduction. Gene Ontology annotation, molecular function: TIR domain binding; Toll-like receptor binding. The record is from RefSeq and is a predicted model, not a curated record.
GCGUUUCCUGUCACUUCCGGUCUGUGUAUGCUAGUGCUCUGAACCAACGAUAAAGCUUUUCUAAAUCACGCAUCGUUACUGCUCCUCGUGUGGUGGUUUGGACUAUCUCCAGGUUUUAUUCCGAACAUGUCCGGUACCACGUCGGAGCUCGACCUGGAGGUUCCUCUGAUCGCGCUGAACGUUAGCGUGAGGAAAAAGUUAGGACUUUAUCUGAACAUCAAACACACGGUGGCUGCCGACUGGAUGGAUGUUGCACAAGCGAUGGGUUUCGACUAUCUGGAGAUUCAGAACUACGAGACGUGCGAGAAUCCGACCAAAGCUGUGCUGAAAGACUGGGCGGCUCGAAAAGAAGCCACGGUUGCAAAGUUGUUGUCCAUCCUCGAUGAAAAAGACCGAAAAGACAUUUUGGAAGAUCUCCGACCUCAGAUAGUUGAGGAUGUCAGGAAGUACAAGGAAAACCUGGAGAAGAAGAGCGAGUCCCCUGUCCAAGUUCCUGAGGUGGACAGCUGUGUCCCUAAAACCCCAGAGAGGGUCGGCAUCACCGUGGAGGACGAUCCAGAAGGCGCUCCUGAGAUGUUCGACGCCUUCAUCUGCUACUGCCAGAGCGACUUCCAGUUUGUCCACGAGAUGAUCCGGGAGCUGGAGCAGACGCAGUACAAGCUGAAGCUGUGUGUGUUUGACAGAGACGUCCUGCCCGGCUCGUGUGUUUGGACCAUCACCAGUGAGCUCAUAGAGAGGAGGUGUAAGAGAAUGGUGGUGGUGAUUUCUGAUGAAUACCUUGAGAGCGACGCCUGCGACUUUCAAACCAAGUUUGCCCUCAGCCUCUGCCCCGGAGCUCGAAGCAAACGUCUCAUUCCAGUCAUCUACAAGUCGAUGUCCAAACAAUUCCCCAGCAUCCUGCGCUUCCUGACAGUGUGUGAUUAUACCCGACCCUGCACACAGGCCUGGUUUUGGGUUCGGCUCGCCAAAGCUCUCUCGCUGCCAUAAGCACCGACCAGGAGCUGAACUGCAUUAAUACGUGCCUCUUUUUAUAAUUCCAUGGGAAUUAGGAGAAAAAUGGUCGGUCAUGGCAGAAAUCCCUGUUGCACUGGCGUAGAGUCAUUGAUUAUUUUUCUGCAUAUUUGCCUCCCACUUGCAUUUCAUUCGAAGAUGACUCAUCUUUCGCGCACCUGCACAAAUAUCAGCAAACUUCUCACAGCACAAAUAAAUGAUAUUUUUAACAAACCCUGCAAGUGUAGCAUAGAUUCUGCUUGAUGCUCUCUAUAUAAUCGCUGAAUUCUCUGCAAGCUUUCAGUGGGGCUUACUUCCUUUUUAUGGUCAUAUUUUAUAUGAGAUUAUAGCUGAUGUGGAAGCAGUAUUGUUGCUGUGAUACUUGCACAUGGUCUUUUUUAUCAUUAAGAAAAAUGUAACACCCACUUUUAACUCUUGUGCUGUUUGUUUUGUAAAUUAAAUUUUGUACAAAAGUUUUAAUUAAAAGAAUAAAUAUCUGCUGCAUUGCA